Lytechinus variegatus (green sea urchin) is the source of this 3445-nucleotide messenger RNA. Its product is annotated as coagulation factor XIII A chain-like. The record is from RefSeq and is a predicted model, not a curated record. Gene Ontology annotation, molecular function: protein-glutamine gamma-glutamyltransferase activity. The transcript is spliced from 9 exons. The coding region runs from base 47 to 2446 and encodes 799 amino acids. Gene Ontology annotation, biological process: peptide cross-linking. NCBI's taxonomy places the organism in Eukaryota, Metazoa, Echinodermata, Echinoidea, Temnopleuroida, Toxopneustidae.
GAACUACUACGAAUUGCCUCUGAGCACCAUCUAUCACGUUCAUCUCAUGAUGGGUUCGGGCACGAGCUUGCCGAGGUCGGCGUCGAGCAUUCGGAGCACAGACAGUCAAAGAGGAAAACGGGGUGCCAUGCCAACCUCGGUUACGAUCACGGUGACGGAAGACCAGACGGGUCUACGUCCAAACUGUGAAUGGACCGAGACAUACUUCAACAACCAGCCCGCUAGCGAACCGUACAGCGACGACGACCUGGAGACGGUGUUCGACGACUGUCUCGACGCUCGGUCCGUCAUCGAUGGGGAGAACGGCAUCGAUUUGAAACCGUCCAAUAAAUCACUUCAUGCGAGUACUCUUCAUGUUUCCAUACCGAAGAUACAAUCUCUUCAAAUCACUGGCUUUGACACGCAUCUAAACGAAAACCAAAAGGCACACCGGACGGAUGAAUAUGAAAAUGAGAAUCUGGUGAUCCGCCGAGGCCAAGACUUCAAACUUACCGUAAACUUGAACAGAAAAUAUAAUCCACAGAAAGAGAACCUGUACUUACGAUUCGCGGCAAAAUCAAAACAUCCAAGACAAGCCAAUGGCACGCUCAUUUUGUUAUCAUUUGAUGGUUCGGGUGAGAACAACGGUUGGACCAUAAAGCUAGAGUCUUCUGAGGAUGGGCUUGUCACUGCUACUGUAAAUGCGUCUUCAGGAUGUAUCGUUGGACCUUACGGAGUGACCAUCGUUGUAAAGAACAAACGAACAGGUCUCCAACGGGAGUUCAAGCAGAAUGAGACAAUUUAUAUACUAUUCAAUCCCUGGUGUGAACGGGACUCUGUGUACAUGAGUGAUGAAAAAGACAGACAGGAAUAUGUCUUAGAAGACUUUGGCCUAAUCUGGAGGGGUAAUUACAGGAACCCUCAUGCGAAGAUGUGGAACUUUGGACAAUUCGACAAAGACGUGGUGGAUACUGUUCUUGAGAUCCUGCACGACUUUGUCCGGGUAGAAGAUCGCGGGAACCCUGUCAAGGUUACACGUAUACUCCCAGCUAUACUCAAUGCUGCAGGUCGUCUCCCGGGUGGUGUCCUAUCCGGGAAAUGGGAUGGACUCUACAAAGGCGGCUCGCGACCAACCCAGUGGCAAGGCAGCGUCAAGAUCCUGGAGGAAUACCGGAAGCACAAGAAGCCUGUCAAGUACGGACAGUGCUGGGUUUUCGCAGGAUUGUUCACCACCGUCUUUCGCUGCAUCGGGAUUCCCGCAAGGUGCGUUACGAACUUCUUCUCAGCGCACGACUCGGACGACUCGAUGGUCAUUGAUAAGUUUGUCAGUCAUGACGGGGUGGACAUUCGCGGUGGGGACUCUGUCUGGAUCUUUCAUGUGUGGAACGAGGCGUGGAUGGCAAGGCCUGAUCUAGACCCUGGUCUUCACGGAUGGCAAGUUGUUGACGUCACUCCUCAGGAAACAAGUGAAGGUAUCUACCAAUGUGGCCCUGCACCGGUUGAAGCGAUCAAACGAGGUUUGGUAAAUCAAGGAUAUGAAACUAGAUUCAUAUUUGCGGAAAUCAACGCCGACCGCGUCACGUGGAUGAUCGUCCCAGACAAACACCACCGCAACAACCCAGAAUCAGCUGGCUACGAGCUCGUUGACCUCGAGAAGAACGCAGUCGGGAAGAUGCAAUGCACCAAGGCAGUUGGCUCUAAUGAGAUACGUGACGUCACAAUGGAAUAUAAGCAUGUGGCAGGGUCUGAUGGGGAGAAAGAGAUAGUCGCCAAUGCUCUGGCCAAAGGAAUGCAACGAGGUUUCUACGACCAGGAACCUCCUGACCACGACAUCGUAAUCUAUCUGGACGAGCUCAACGACAUUACGAUCGGUGACUCUUUCGAGCUCAAGGCUCAAAUCGCAAACCUUAGUGAUGAAAGUAGGAAGGUCGCACUGAUCAUUACCCUUCACAGCACUUUGUAUACAGGUGUGAUAGGUCACCAGAUCAAGAGGAAGAAGUUGGAACUGGAGCUAGGGCCACGUGACAACGUCCAACAGAGCUUAUCAGUCCUGGUUGAAGACUAUCUCGACAAAUUAGAAGAACAGGGCCUUCUCACCAUCUUUGCGCUCCUUACGGUGAAGGAAACGGACAAAACUAUCUCAAAACGAGAGGACAUCAGAGUGAAGAUGCCUGACCUCACGGUCAAUUCAGAGGUCACGGGGUCAGAGGUCAAAUUGACCGUUGAGCUGACCAAUCCAUUGGACAGAGGAUUGACUAACUGCAUGUUUGUAAUCGAAGGAUCAAAGAUGGUCAAGCCUUUUUCGGUUAAACAAGACAAUAUCCGUGCCAAAGAAUCGAUCACUCGUGACAUUACUUUCAGGGCAAGGAACACUGGACUCAAACCCAUCUUGGUGGGAUUCGAAUCUGAUCAACUUCGUGACGUCACUGGUCACGUGCUGAUACGUGUCAGAACCCUUGAAUGUUAAUUCAACCAUUGACUUGCUACAUGAUUUAACGUGUCAAAUUAGUGUCCAUUUAUGUAAUCAUGUUUUAAACGAUCAUUUCAAACUAUGAAAUAUACUAGUUGACAUAGACCUGGGAAGAGGGGUUGAAGCACCCCCAAGAUUUUCCUAGGGGGUGCUGGGUGUGUUAUUUUCCCAAGGCAGCACUCCUGGAAUUCUGGUAGGCGUGCCAAAGAGGAGAAAUGUAUGAAAAAUGAUCCUGUUUUUGGCUUGUCAUUUUUUUAGGGACAAAAACGACCUUCAUUUUGCAAUAAAACGUUUUUUUUUUGCUAGUCAGAUUUUGUUACACACCCCCAGCAAAAAAAAAAUCGUUCCUCAGGGUCCUGCUACUUGAUGAGAGGGAGUCCAAGACUGCCUAUAAUGGGUGACCUCAUGUUUUUCUCAUUUGAAUGAUGGGGUUUUUGUAAGGGCCCAUAUGUUUCUUUUAUGCCCAUUUUUACCAUUUCUUCCCAUUUAUCCCCUUUUCCCUUUUUACAAUUUCUGUUGAUUAUAAUGAUUAGAGUGAUUAUAGCCUUCGAGACUUAUUACAAAAAACGUUAUAAAAAUAAUUUGAUUCAGAUUUAGAUAAGCAAAAGAAAAUAGCUUAUCGACAAUAAUUGAAUAAAAGCAGGGCCUCGAGAACGGUUUUUUAGUGGGGUGCUGAUGAAAAUUUGAAAAGCAAAAAAAAAAAGUUUUGUUUACACAAGGAAGAUUUCUUAGUCCAGCGAUAUUUGACGACCAAAAAGAAAGAAAAGAAAGGUUUUUACGACAAAACACACCGCUUCCCAUGACCAUAAAUAAAGAAGGCAAAGUGGAGGAAUUCUCAAGUUUUUAAUUAUUUUCCGACAUUAGAGAAUUGGACUGUCUACAAGCGAUGAUGUCAUAAGCCCGACAUCUCUCUUAUUAUGUGUGCAAUCUAUUUUAUUACUUGUUUUUCAUGCAAUUGCUACAUAACUUUGCAUUAAAAAAUAUGAAUCAUAUCAA